AUGAGUUCACAAAAUAAUCCUAACCUCCAACUGCCCUUCCAACCAAGCACAAAAACAAUCAACACCAUCAAGCAACUCAAGUUCAACAGCGAAAACAGUCUAAAUCUGUUCUAUUUCAACGCGAGAAGUCUCAACGACAAACUCACCGAGUUAGAGUUCCUGCUCGACGAAGCCAACUGUCGGAUGGAUGCCCUUAUGAUCACCGAAACCUGGUCACGACCCGAGACGGAGCAAUCUAUGUGUCUCAGCAACUAUCAAUGCUUCUUCGCUUCGAGAUCAACGAGACGUGGCGGUGGUUCAGCAAUCUUCAUUCACAACGAUAUACACUGCAAACCGAUACACAACUACUGCGACGAACACAACAGUUUCAUUGCUGUUGAAGUUGGCGACCGUGAAAAAACUGUCCUGGUUUGUGUGUAUCGCCCACCUGAACCGCUGUCCUCCUCGCUGGAUUGCUUUUUUCAACAUCUGGACACCUUUCUCGCGGCGCAAGCGUGCCGAACAACAAUCGUCACCGGGGACUCAACCUGGACCUGCUCACAACAACAACUGCUGUCCAAAGCCUGUCUGGACCACAUUCUAACGAACAACACCGAGCUACAAGUAGCUGUUCAACAGUUGCAGUACAACUUGUUUGACCACGAUGCGAUGUUUAUUGAAGCAACCAGAACGAUCGACUGUAUAUCUUCGGGUAGGGUAAGCUUCACCAAGACCGAUGUCAACAAACUUCGUCUGUACCUACAGCAGCACCCUCCCAACACAAGCAUGCAGCUCUCGGUAGAAGAAAACUACAACGUUCUACUGUCGCAGCUACGCUCGGGGAUAGAAGCUUCCUCAACACAAGUCCGUUCACGGGGAACCAAACAAACACACUCAAAGCCCUGGUUUGACAACGAGUUGAAACAAUGCAUUCGCACCAAGAACUACUGGUAUGGGAAACAUCGCCAGAACAUCGCUGACCACGUCACCCGAGACACAUACCACCGCUGGGCCAACACAGUCACGAGUUUGAAACGUACGAAAAGAAAGCAUUAUUAUGGUGCUAAAUUCGAACGUCAACAAAGCAGCAUAACUGGCACCUGGGACGUCGUCCGAGAAGUUUUGGGCUCCAGACGGAAAAGCAGCAAGGGGAUCUCCAGCCGGUUUAGCAGUACGGACGAUAAGCAGCGUUGCGUGGAUGAUGCAAACACCUAUUUCGCUGCAGCGGGUAAGCAUCUCGCUGAAAACAUUCCCUACACAGCCAUGCAACCCAUUAACCCCCAGACAGACCAAUUGUUGGUCCUGGAACCAGUUCCACGCACGAUCGUUCUGCAAACGAUAGCCAGCCUACCAGCCUCAAAAUCGACCGGGUAUGACGCCUGCCAACCGAACUUCUUUAAAGCUUGCGGGGAAAUUCUCGCUGACAGUGUUGCUGACGUCGUGAACACCUCGAUUCGGCAGUCGCUCGUCCCCAACGCUCUUAAGCUGUCCAAGGUAGUUCCGAUCCCGAAAACACCAGCUGCAAGAAACGUCUCUGAAUUCCGUCCUAUCAACAUUCCAAGCGUGACCGACAAAGUUUUGCAGAAAAUCGUGAACAAGCAACUCACCGAGCACCUUGAAAGAAACCACCUGCUAUCUCCUCGUCAGUACGGCUUUAGGCCGAAAUCCAACACACAAUCGGCUUUAUUUGAUGCGGUGGUCGAAAUACAGAGGAACUGCGAUCAAAAACUCAAGGUGGCUGCGGUGUUCCUCGAUCUGUCCAAAGCUUUCGACACCUGUGAGAAGCGGAUUCUUCUGCGAAGUCUCAGCGAACUUGGUGUGAAUGGACAGUCCCUGCGAUGGUUUGAAAGUUUCCUGGGGGAACGUCAACAAUACGUUUGCGACAACGGUCUAAACAGCGAACCACUGAUUGUUGACUACGGUGUAGUCCAGGGAGCAUUGUCGGCCCGACGCUCUUCAACUGUUAUGUCAACAACCUCAAGGAUCUUCCGCUACAUGGAACUCUUUUCAUGUAUGCUGACGACAUCGUGCUCGUGUAUGCUGCCUCAACAUACGAAGAGCUGCAAAGCAGAAUGA
Messenger RNA from Culex quinquefasciatus (southern house mosquito), 2055 nucleotides. RefSeq lists its product as uncharacterized. The coding region runs from base 1 to 2055 and encodes 684 amino acids. The transcript has 2 exons. Gene Ontology annotation, molecular function: catalytic activity. The record is from RefSeq and is a predicted model, not a curated record. NCBI's taxonomy places the organism in Eukaryota, Metazoa, Arthropoda, Insecta, Diptera, Culicidae.